UUUCAAAACCAAGCACCGAUCCAACAUUUUUAACAAGCAGAGGUAUAUAGCAGUGUACAUAAAGUCUUAUAAAAACUUAUUUAAGUCAUUCAGAAUUGCACGCAAAAUGGGAAGAGUUAUAUUGCAAGUUUGUCUUGUGCUUUUUAGUUCAAGAUACGUUAAUUGCGAUGUAGUGGAGAAUAUAGUAUUUCCGAAUACUGUGCAAGAUUGUUAUGACAAGGGAUCGAAGCAACCAGUCAACCUUACUUUGGUAAAAGAGGCCUGCUGGCGUGUAUAUCUUGAAGACAUAAAUACACAUCCUAUAUUAAGCGACGAAGACAAGGACUUUUUUAAGACUGAAUACGAAAUACCAAAGUACGGCUAUCACGACCCACCAACCGGACUCCGAACACGGUACGAUAUCCGAGUUCUAACAGAUCAACAGCGGAAGGAUGUCUUUGAUGCGUUUAAAGUCCUUUAUCAGAACGGAAUAUUGCGCAGAUUUGGCCUAAUGCACGGAGUUGAUACCACACGAAAACACAGAGGAAGGGCUUUUUUACCUUGGCAUCGCGUCUUUAUAACUGCAUUCGAGGAACAGCUAAGAAAGGUCAACCCCAAUGUAUCGUUGCCAUACUGGGACUAUACGACUGAUUAUUAUAUGGCCUCACCGUAUAAAUCAGUGAUAUGGACCGAUUGCUUUGUGGGAAAUGGGUUUGGAAGCAUUACAAGUGGUCCGUUUGCCGGUUGGUAUGGAGGGAAUAAUGUGCAAAUCGAGCGAUCAACAUCGCAAGGUGAACAACCUUGUCCACCAAAUCUCAUCAGUAAAGCAGACAUAGCUGGAAUGCUACUUAAUUGCCAUUUUGAGGACAUUACAACUGGCACUGAGUCACCCUUCAGCAACAAAGAUAAUCUAGAAAUCCAUCACGACGGCGUCCAUGAUUGGGUAGGAGGUGAUAUGGAUACAAUAAGAAUUGCCGCAUUUGAUCCAAUUUUCUGGAUGCACCACGCCUUUAUUGAUUACAUUUGGGAACAGUUCAGAGAACGACAAGGCAGUAAAGAGUGCAAUGUAAGCGUUGAAACUGACUAUCCAAAGACGAAUCUGUCCAGGUUCAACAAUUCCCUUAAUGCUGCUACGGACCCACUUCAGGGAUUUGAGUAUAUGCAAAUAAAAGAUGGCCUUUGGAAAAACUGGACCACAAAAUUCUUCAAUUACGAGCCGCAGCCACAGUGCCCGGAUUGCGGAGGCUCUUCGUUUCUUAAAUGCGACAAAGAUAUUGAUAACAAAAGAUUCCCAAAUGGAGUAUGUGUGAGCAAGGAUUGGAAUGCUUGUCAUUCUGUCCAUGAGGUCGAUAAAGUAUCACAUUAUAUUUCAGCGAAGAUUGAUUCAGAAGGCUUUCCUGGUAUUGGAAGGACAAGGGUGAACUCGGAUGAGGAGAAUCUUAAACUGCUCAAGAAGGAAAUAGCGAUGGGAACAAAGGAAGAAGAUGAUGAUGGUGAUGACGAUUUCUCUAUCUGGAAAAUUGCUGUGAUCGUGGUAUGCAGUCUACUGGCCAUGAACAUUAUAGGCGUUGUGGUCUACUGCUGCGUUAACAAACGCAAACACGACGCUCGAGAUGUGGCACAAGAAUUAAGCUCGAGUCAAUUCCCUGGGUAGAAUUUUGUUUUCUAGGACAGCAUCUUCAAACAAUGUGUGUUGGUGAUUUGUUCAGAGAGAAGGAAGAUGCACACCAAGGAAAAACAAAAUCUAACGAUGUUUUAUACAAUAUGUUUUGCUCUUAUGUAAUUAUGCCAUUUUUGGUCAGGUUUCCUCUCUCAGACACCCGUAUUCCUGAAUAACUGAACCAGUGACACUUUCUUUCCAAAUGAGAUUACUUAACCUAAUUUUAGAAAAAGAGUUGUAUUAUUUGUACUGACUAUGAAUUAUUAAAGUUUGACAUUCCAAUACAUGCUUAACUAAAGAUGUUUCUUGACAUUUAUCUACACUGCUGGUACACUAUCCGAACUUUAUUGUUUCUUUAAAUCAAUGCACCAUAGAUAAAGGCAGUUUAAACAUAUAGCAUAUGUGUACAUAUUUGUAUUUUUGCAAUCAUUAAUGAGGUUCAUGUAUUUGAGUGAUGUGUAAAUGUAUGAAAGUUAUCCUUCCUUGAGUGUGACCCUUUCAAACAUUUUAAUCUGUUUUGCCAUUUUGAUAUUCGGUGAUUGGAGAUUCAAGUUUCUUCGGUUUAUAUAUGUUCUAAUUCACACAAAACAAGACGUUAUUUUGUAUAUGUAUUAGGAAUGGCAACGAUUACCCGAGUACUCGAACAAUCAACCGAGUACCCGAGUACCAAAUCACUACUUCCGAGUACUCAUAAAAUUCACCAAAUACAUGAUUUACAGACGUAAGUAUCAGAUCUGGCGCGUUUCCAAUAAGACAAUUAAUUCGUUUAUUUAUAGUAUUGUUUACAGAAAAUAGAAAAGAGGUGGCUUUCUCCUCAAUUCUAUUCUAUUAUAUGUGUACGUUGUAAAUGUAUAUUUGUUAUAAAAAAUAAAUACUGUUUAAACCAAGACAAUUUACGUCUAAUCCCCGCUGUAUACACAAUAGACCCUAAUAAAUUAAUUGACAGGUGCUGUGAGAGUUGCAAACUGUCAACAAAUGGCCCUAAUUCGCAAACAACACUGAUGUCAAUUAACGAAGUUUUGGUAGCGGUACAACGCCUACAGAAUUGUAUUGUAAACCAAAACGGCCAUUUUUACGACCAACGCAUAACGUACAUGAACGAUACAUGUAAACACGAACUUGUCUUUCCCGAAUACCAAUUCAAGUUAUCUGAGUAAUAGAGAACUCGAUCGGAAGAUUGUCUGAGUACAUGAGUACCAAUUUUACUGCUCGUUGCCAUCCCUUAAUUGUGUAUAUAUCGUUCACAGAUGUUUAACUAAUCUUAAUAAAGUUCAUAUCAACCAUG
Molecule: messenger RNA, 2924 nt
Organism: Mya arenaria
Lineage: Eukaryota; Metazoa; Mollusca; Bivalvia; Myida; Myidae
Product: putative tyrosinase-like protein tyr-3
Exons: 9
Coding region: 107-1633 (508 amino acids)
Molecular function (GO): oxidoreductase activity
Source: RefSeq, a predicted model, not a curated record